This is a messenger RNA of Adineta steineri, 372 nucleotides long. The record is from the annotation of a GenBank genome assembly. NCBI's taxonomy places the organism in Eukaryota, Metazoa, Rotifera, Eurotatoria, Adinetida, Adinetidae.
AUGUAUUUCUACGGUUUUUUAUUCCUCGUAUUCUUCUUCUUCAAUCAAUCGGAUGCAAAUCAAAACGCAACAUCAAUUGCGGAUAAAACUUGUAAUCUUAAAUAUGGUAGAUGGUUAUUAAAAGAAGGUAAAGAAGUAACAAUGAAUGGCAAAUUAUAUAAAGUUGAAGAUUGCCAGCUUCAACGUGCUUAUCAAGCAUGUAGUACUCAUCUUUGGUUUAUGCUUAAUAUCGUUUGUGGAGCUAUAGAAACACAAAAAGGAAAGCAUCGAUACAACAAUCCUGUACGAAGAUUUACAGAAGAAAAAUUACUUUCUGAAGCCUGCUGUGAAAAUUCAUGUACUGUUGCUGAACUAGCACGAUAUUGUCCAUAG